UUUCUAGAUUUGGAUACAAUUGAUGUCAGUAAUUUAAACAGACAGUUUCUGUUUCAAAAAAAACAUAUAGGAACAAAAGCCAGCAUAGCAUGUGAAACAGGAUUGACAUUUAAUCCAGAUGUCAAAGUGAUAUACUAUCACGAUAGUAUCAUAUCAUCAGAAUUUGGCCCAUCUUUUUUCAAAAGGUUUACCGUUUUGAAUGCUCUUGACAAUAGAGCAGUUAGAAAUCAUGUGAAUCGUAUGUGCCUAAUAGCAGAUAUAUUAAUUGAAUCUGGUACUGCAGGUUAUGAAGAUCAGGUUGAACUCAUUAAAAAGGUAAAUCAAUGUUAUGAAUGUACACCUAAAGCUGUACAAAAGACUUAUCCUGGCUGUACCAUUCGCAAUACACCCAGCGAACCCAUUCACUGUAUAGUAUGGGCUAAUCAUCUCUUUAACCAAUUAUUUGAAGGAGAAGAUCCUGAUCAGAAUGUUUCUCCAGAUACAGCAGAUUUAGAAGCAACUGGUAAUAUAAAUCGUUAUAUUGUGACAUUCAAUAUAAUUUAUAAGUAUAUACAUAAU
Pogonomyrmex barbatus (red harvester ant) is the source of this 558-nucleotide messenger RNA. Its product is annotated as SUMO-activating enzyme subunit 2-like. The record is from RefSeq and is a predicted model, not a curated record. Gene Ontology annotation, biological process: protein sumoylation. Lineage: Eukaryota; Metazoa; Arthropoda; Insecta; Hymenoptera; Formicidae. Gene Ontology annotation, cellular component: SUMO activating enzyme complex; cytoplasm. Gene Ontology annotation, molecular function: SUMO activating enzyme activity.